UAAUUAUUGGGAUUCCCUAAGAUUUCACUUCCCUUGUAUAACUGACAAAAUAUAACCAAUUAACCACCAAAAAUUAAGAUUAUAGAAAAAGGCCUUCCAUAUUUCCCUAAAAUUUCAUUCUUGUAAAAUCUCCCAAGAUCUCCGGACUCCAAUGUUUAUGGAAAGCUUAAUAACUUCCUUAAACUAACCCCUCAAGACAUGACAAGACAAAGUCUAAAAGUUUGUCUCUCUGUAUAUAUCCCCUGUCAAUGCUCUGAUCCUAACCUAAGAACUUAAACAUCUCUGUCAAGAAAUCAGUCCAAUUCCAUGGAACAUCGCCAAGCAUUGCCGACUUAUUCUCUGAAAUUGAAUAUCAAGUGUUGCACCAUGUGUCGAUUGAAAGUAAAGGAGAAGCUACAAAAAAUCAAAGGUUGUUUCUCCAUUUUUACUACUAAUUUGGUUUGUAUUAAAUUUGUUUUUGCUGAAAUUUUCCAUGUUUCCCUACAACUAGGAGUGGAGUCUAUCGUCUAUGAUUCCGACGGAGUGGUAACAGUUUCAGGAAAAGUAAACCCAAUGAUUAUCGUGAAGAAGCUUGAGAAAUGGGGCAAAAGUGCAGAGCUUUUGUCCUUCCGAAGGUCCCCCAAGCAAGAUGUUCAGGGCAGUACCAGCUGUUCUAACAAAGGGGUUGAUAAUUCUGAUCAUCACGGAUCACAUUCCAAAAUAGAAAAAGGCUGUUGUUGUCGUUGUGAUGCUAUGUCUGAUUCUGACGAUAACCAUGAUCAUGGUCAAGAUGAUAAUGGCGAGGUACGUGCAGCUACGAAAAGCAAUGCCAGCAUCACUUGGCAACACCCUGAUCCCACCAUCAACAAGCAAAGCACAAAGGGUAAAGUCAAGAAAAGGUUUAUUGGUUUGUUUUCUAAGAAAAUUGGAGGAGCAAAAGAGAAGUUGGAUGAGACCAAAGAUCGAGUAUCCACGAUAGGGAAGCCCUCAACGAUGGAUGGACCACCCAAAUGGCGAUUUCCCUGGACGCCUAUGCCUAGGUAUGGUGGUCCUAUGCCAUAUAAUCGACCCUUUGAGUCUUAUCGUCCGCCGCUGACUGGAAGGCCAGCAGCACCUCCGCACCAUCCAUUUGGGCUAAUGCGGCCUCCCCCUUCGCCAGCGGUACCUCCUCCAUAUGGUUUUUUCAAUUCUAGGCCACCGCCAAAGGCUAACCCUAUGAUCCACUACACCAGUUAUGCAGACAAUUACAGUUACUGGUGAACUGUUUAAAGUUUGAACAUGGUCGUCUGCAAAGGACUUGUUAUUUGUUUGUCCCUUGCCUUAGAAA
Messenger RNA from Theobroma umbraticum, 1306 nucleotides. RefSeq lists its product as uncharacterized. Gene Ontology annotation, molecular function: metal ion binding. The record is from RefSeq and is a predicted model, not a curated record. Lineage: Eukaryota; Viridiplantae; Streptophyta; Magnoliopsida; Malvales; Malvaceae.